This is a messenger RNA of Aureobasidium vineae, 966 nucleotides long. NCBI's taxonomy places the organism in Eukaryota, Fungi, Ascomycota, Dothideomycetes, Dothideales, Saccotheciaceae. The record is from the annotation of a GenBank genome assembly.
AUGAGCACCACAUCGACCAUCUCCGAAGCUGCGGCUGCGGCCCGUAACGCGGCCAAAGAUGCACCUCAAGCAAUGAAGGCUGCUGCCGAGAACCCUAGAAAGGCUACUCAGGACUUCCUACACGCACCCUUCGUUCGCGCCGCCUUGCCAUUCGUCAAUGGUGGUGUCGCCGGCAUGGUUGCCACAUCAGUCAUCCAGCCAAUCGACAUGAUCAAGGUGCGCCUGCAGCUUGCUGGCGAGGGUGUCAAGACUGGACCCAAGCCCACACCUCUUUCCAUCACACGCGAUAUCAUUGCCAGCGGCAAGGCUCGUGAUCUAUACACUGGGCUUAGCGCAGGACUCCUCAGACAAGCCGUAUACACCACAGCUCGUCUCGGUUUCUUCGACACAUUCAUGGCGACCUUGACCAAGAGAGCCAAGGACCAGGGCAAGGGAAUUGGUUUCGCCGAGCGAGCAGUUGCUGGUCUAUCUGCAGGCGGAUUGGCAGCCAUGGUCGGAAACCCUGCUGAUCUCGCACUCAUCCGCAUGCAGAGUGACGGUCUGAAGCCUGUUGCGCAGCGUGCCAACUACAAGUCAGUCUUCGAUGCCUUGACUCGCAUCUCGCAAACGGAAGGCGUCGCUGCUCUCUGGUCGGGUGCUGGACCAACAGUUGUGCGCGCCAUGGCUCUCAACUUUGGACAACUCGCCUUCUUCUCGGAAGCCAAGAACCAACUCAAGGAUACCUCGUUGUCGCCUCGCACCCAGACCCUGACAGCAUCGGCAGCAGCAGGAUUCUUUGCAUCCUUCUUCAGUCUGCCCUUCGACUUUGUCAAGACUAGACUGCAGAAGCAGACCAAGGGACCCAACGGCGAGGUGCAGUACAAGGGCAUGUUCGACUGCUUCAAGAAGGUCGCAGCCGAGGAAGGACCAUUGAGAUUCUACAGAGGAUUCUCGACAUACUACGUGCGCAUUGCACCUCACGCGUAA